CUGCUAGUGUACCAAAGGAGAAGGAGGUUUGGAAUAGAGCAUAUUCGCAAAAGAUGGUGUACACACCAAACUCGCACCUUUCGUCCCCUUGCCUUCCGCCAGAAGAGAAACAACUUUAACUUUGUCAUAACAUAAUCACUCAUUCACUUCCCUUUUCUUUUUCACUAUUUCAUAUUCCUUAUCCGAUAUAAAUGCACCUUCGAAUACAUUAACAGCAUUACGCUAUUACCAUUACAAAUUCCAGAGACCAUUCGCACACUCUGGACAUUCAUAGAGAAAGAGAGAGAUUAGUUUUUUUUUUUUCUUUGUUCUGCUUCGGUUCUUAGCUGUGGUUUUUUGUUGUGUUGUGGUGGUGGUGGCUCUCUCUCUAAAAGUAACAGUUCCAGCAUCAGCACUUACAGAGAGUUUUUUCAAUAAUGGUGGGAAAAGAAAAGGAGAGAGAGAAAGAGAAGAACAUGUUUGUACGAAUACUCUUCAAUUGUGCAGCCGAGCACAAAUUCCUCCUUCCAGCCGUCCUCUUCCUCUGCUCUCUCGUCACCAUCUUCCAGUUCCUCCCCUCUCGAUUCUCUAUUUCCUCUUUCUCCGACCUUCCCAGCUGCAUCUCCGCCACCGCCACCACAGCAAGUGAAGUUGUAAACAAAUCAGCACCACCGGUGGCAGCGGAUGUAGUAAUCCCCCUACCAUUAGCAUCACUUCCCACCAUACCACCACCUCCGUCCCUACAAAAUGAUCAGGUCCUGGAAGGUGGCAUUAUAAAGCGAGCUUUUAACGCCUAUGGCUCAGCCUCAUACAACUUCAUACUGAUGUCUAGUUACAGAGGCGGACUCAACACCUUUGCUAUCAUCGGUCUCGCUGCGAAACCCCUCCACGUCUUCGGCAGACCAAUCUACCAAUGCCAGUGGCUCUCUAAUUCCAACAAAACCCAACAACCCAUCACUUCAGUGGGCCAAAAAAUCCUCCCAGAUUGGGGCUUUGGCCGUGUCUACACCGUCGUGGUUGUCAAUUGCACUUUCCCAAUCCCCAUCAAUGAAGACAACUCGGGUGGAAAAUUACUUCUACAAGAUUUCACCAAUGGUGGUUUUGACCGGAACUUCAAUUUGACCGAUAAGAUUGAGGCUUUAGUGGAACAACCUGGUAGUGUAAAUUUCUCAAGCUUUUUAUCUCAACCUGAAUAUGAUUAUUUGCAUUGUGGGUCUCCAUUGUAUGGUAAUUUAAGUCCACAGAGGAUGAGAGAAUGGUUGGCUUAUCAUGUGAGGUUAUUCGGGGGAAAGUCGCAUUUUGUAAUUUAUGAUGCUGGCGGCAUACAUUCUGAGGUGAUGGAGGUGCUCAGACCUUGGAUGGAGAAAGGGUUCGUCACUUUGCAGAUCAUUACAGAGCAAGAGAGGUUUGAUGGAUAUUAUCAUAAUCAGUUUUUGAUUGUGAAUGAUUGUUUGCAUCGGUAUCGAUUUAUAGCUAAGUGGAUGUUCUUCUUCGAUGUGGAUGAAUUUAUCUUUGUACCUGAUAAGAGUACUAUCAAGUCGGUCCUCGAUUCGCUUUCUGAGUAUACAGAGUUAUUUAUGGAGCAGACGCCAAUGUCUAACAAGCUUUGUCUCGCCGAGGAUGCGGGCGAAACUUCCAGCAAAUGGGGAUUUGAGAAGCUAGUGUACAAAGAUGUGAAGAGAGUGAGGAAAAGGAACCGUAAAUACGCGAUUCAACCUCGCAGUGUGUUUGCCACAGGGGUGCACCUGUCACAGAACAUGGUGGGUAAGAAAAAAUAUAUGCCGACGGAGCAGGUCAAAUACUUCCAUUAUCACGGGACCAUAGCUGAACGGCGCGAGCCAUGCCAGCAGCUUGUGAAUACAACAGAUAUCAUCGUUGAACAAAUCCCUUAUGUCAGGGAUACCACAAUGCGGAAUGUUGCUGGAGCUGUGAAGAGAUUCGAACUCAAAAUGAUUGGAUCUAGAUUGCAAAGAACACGGCAAUGACAGUUUUAUACCUUUCUUGUUCUUACAUGGAUGGGUCUGUGUCCGUUUUUAAUCCACCUACAGGUUGAUAUAUUUCUCGAUGUAAUUAUUUUCUGCAUUAUAGUUUUUCCUUGCUUUGAUAGAUAUUGAAUUAGAUAUCGGCAUAUUGAUACAGAUAUAGAUAUCAAGGCAGGCCAUACAUGUUUCAGCAUGAAGAAGAGAUUAUUGUAUUAUUUGUCUAUCUAUCUAAUUCAUU
Molecule: messenger RNA, 2199 nt
Organism: Ilex paraguariensis (yerba mate)
Lineage: Eukaryota; Viridiplantae; Streptophyta; Magnoliopsida; Aquifoliales; Aquifoliaceae
Source: the annotation of a GenBank genome assembly